AUGAAUAAGCAAAACGUUAAGCGAACAGCAACUGUUCACCAAUACUAUUCGAUUCUUGCAAGCAGAGAUUCUACAGGUUUCAGUUUCUCAAAUCCCACAACCUUUGUUGAACCAGAAGCCACAACAAGAUGCACAACACGUUGUGAUCAACAAAUUCAAACAACCCAAUCCUCUUCACCAACACUGCUAACCCACACCAUACCACUCACUCAUCAUAAUCGUUUCUAUUCGAAAUCAACAACAAACACCACAGGAAUGAGUCAAGAUGAAAUUCGAAAGCUCUAUGAUAAGGCAUGGGAAUGGUUCAAAGAGCCAAUUUCAAUCCAACCCAAUCAAAAUACAAUCAAAAAGUGA
This is a messenger RNA of Naegleria gruberi, 354 nucleotides long. RefSeq lists its product as uncharacterized. The transcript has a single exon. Lineage: Eukaryota; Heterolobosea; Eutetramitea; Acrasida; Naegleriidae. The coding region runs from base 1 to 354 and encodes 117 amino acids. The record is from RefSeq and is a predicted model, not a curated record.